Molecule: messenger RNA, 4133 nt
Organism: Alligator mississippiensis (American alligator)
Lineage: Eukaryota; Metazoa; Chordata; Crocodylia; Alligatoridae
Gene: BDKRB2
Product: bradykinin receptor B2
Exons: 3
Coding region: 432-1568 (378 amino acids)
Biological process (GO): neutrophil chemotaxis; G protein-coupled receptor signaling pathway; vasoconstriction
Cellular component (GO): membrane
Molecular function (GO): bradykinin receptor activity
Source: RefSeq, a predicted model, not a curated record
UCAUCAGCAGUGGGAUGAGCUUAUUCUAUUCAGGGCUGAGCAGUCAAACAGAAGUUGGAAUCAUUUGUACAAUAGGAGCCUGGCUGUUCACUGAGUCUCUCUGACUUUUACCGGUUUGGAGGUGCAUUUCCCAGAAAGAGGCUCUCUCCUUUUUCUGAUUCCCUUUUUGAGACCAUCCAAUGGGACUCCAAUAAGAGCUGAAGCCCCUUCUCAGAAUUUGCUCAGGACAAAUUCCAGGUGAUCUGAACACCUUUGAACUGAAGAAAUUCCAGGCUUCUUCUACAAGCGGUAGCUAGACCUUGUGGUCUCUUUGUACAGGGGACACAGUCUACGACAAAAGUCCUGACAAUACUGCUGAAGGAAAUAAAUCUCCCUGAGCCUCUUGCACACUCUGAAAACCGUGGUAACAGCUUUAUCCCAGAAAGCCCGACAUGAUCUCCCUUACAGCAGAAAAUGUUACAGCCUUUCCCAAUGUUGUGACCACUUGGAAGUUGGGACUCAGCCAGUCAGUGUUAAACAACACUUCAGAAAACAGCAACUCCACCUGCCCUACUACAGAAGUAUGGAAUUGGGUUUUCACUUUUCAGCCCAUUUUCCUCUGGAUCAUUUUUAUGUUGGGAGUGAUGGAAAAUGGCUUUGUCCUCAGUGUUUUUUGUUUCCACAAAAGUCGCUGCACAGUGGCUGAAAUUUACUUGGCAAACCUGGCAGCUGCUGACCUGGUGCUGUCAUGUAGCUUACCUUUUUGGGCCAUUAAUAUCGCAAAUAAGUUUAACUGGCCUUUUGGCACUUUCUUAUGUAAAGUUGUCAAUGCAGCCAGCUAUGCAAACUUUUACUCUAGUAUUUAUUUUUUGACGAUGGUAAGUAUUGAUCGCUACCUGGCCCUAGUGAAAACUAUGUCCUUUGGACGCAUGCGGCGGAGUUCCUGUGCCAAGUGGAAUAGUUUUUUGGUCUGGCUAUGUGCCUUGUUCAUGUGUUCACCCACACUGGUGUUCAGAAGUGUAAGGUAUUUGGAACAGCCCAACAUCACAGCCUGCUAUCUUCCAUAUCCGUCCCCGUACUGGUCAGUUGCAACAAACUGUUUGCUGAACAUUGUGGGCUUUUUGAUCCCACUCGUAGUGAUUACUUUUUGUACUGUUCAAAUCAUCAAAGCCUUACGAAAAAAUGAACUGCAAAAACUCAAGGAAAUCCAGACAGAGAAGAGAGCCACCAUCUUGGUCCUUCUUGUUCUUUUAUUGUUUAUCAUUUGCUGGCUUCCUUUCCAGAUCAGCACAAUACUUGACACACUAGUUCAAUUAAAGGUAAUUACUGGUUGCCUUGUUGAAGAGGUCAGUGAUUUUCUGUCCCAGAUAGCUACAUAUUUUUCUUUUAGCAACAGUUGCCUUAACCCAUUACUGUAUGUCAUUGUAGGCAAGCAUUUCAGGAAGAAGUCCAGAGAAUUGUACAAAGGCUUAUGCAACUGGAAAUGCAACAGAUCAGAGUCCACACAGAUGGAAAGUUCCUUGGAUACUUUAAGAACUUCGAUUUCAGUAGAAAGCUCAAGAAAAAAGUCUGCUGUGUCCGUAGCAUGAUAGCACAGUUUGCUUAUUUCAGUAUCACUAGAAAAUCUCGUAACACAGUGUUUAAGUUGCUAUUCAUAGCCACCUUUUAUGGCACCCCAUUGUGAACAUUGUGGCAACUGUGCUGAUUCCUGAAAGUUUGGAGAUAUGAUCUCAAUUCUAAAUUCCAGGUAGGCAUCUGCUUCUACCCUUGAUGGACAACAUUUUUCACAAAUAAAUCACAUUUCCUGGCAAAUUUAUAUUUCCAUGGAUGAACUAUAUUUGACACACUAUCAUUUGAAAUUUCUAUAUUUACUAAUGAAGAUAAGUGACUUCAGUUUACAGUCGUCUGCAUGCAGCCAUAUUAUAAUAGCUGUUAUCAGUAUUAAACAGUUAACCAUGCUCUCUGUACAUUUGAAAGAAAGCAUUUUGAACAGACAGACCAUUUCCAGAUGAGUUGAUGAAGAAUGCAAGAUCCUGUAGAACCAUCAUUUAAAUCAAUUUUUUAAGAGCCUAAUUCCCAGGAUUUCUACCAGUUUUGAUCAAUAAUCAAAAAUUGUGCUUUUUAUAAUUUAGCGUGUUUUUCCUUUCUGUAAUUUCUCUGACACUACUGCAGUGGAAUGUCAUGUAAAUCCAUAUCUAUAGAUUAUGGCUUAUUAAAGAGUAUACACCACAAGAAAAAUAAAGAUAAAGAUAAUUCAGACUUCCCAAAGAGCAGGACAUUUCUACACCUUUGCAACAUGCUGCAUUCACUGGAGUUAUACAUGAGUAACUGAGAGCACCAUGUGUUUGAAUGGAGGUAAUUUAGAAUGUAAACUCAUCAAAUGUAAAGACUUGGCUCAUACAUUUGCCUGUGAAGUGGGUAGCCAUGUUAGUCUGAAGUCAGGCAUAAAGUUAAUCUCUAAAAGCUCCUAUACACAUGCAGGGAACCUGUUCUGAUGUGCUGGAAAUGCAGUGUGUCAGAGCAGACUCGAUUAAUCAACUCUGCUGGAGCACGGAAAUUGAUGCUUUUUGGCAGCCCCAUGGCUUAGGGCAUUUUUACACAUGCUCUGAGAUGUGGUGCUGGGCACUUUAAUUAGCGAGCCGUGUUAAUUAAAAGUGCCUAUGUAUCACAUGUAUCAGAGUCCUCGUGCACCCCCACACUGAAAAAAUGGUGGGGAGUGCUUUGAACUAAAGCUCAUUGAACAUGUUUUAUUUCAAAGCACCCUGCUGCCAUUUUUUUCAGUGCAGGAAUAAAUGGGGAUGCUGAUACAUGCAACACAUGGGCGCUAUUUAAUUAGCACGGCUGCUAAUUAAAGCACUCAGUGCUGCAUCCCAGAGCACGUGUAGAAAUGCCCUAAGGUGCCACCCUGCCCUACCUUCUUCUCAUCUGUGAAGUGUAAUUAAUGUGUGUGGUGCUAUAUAAUUAUGAUAAAUAAAAAUAUGCAUUUGAUAUACAUGAUGUGGUUUCACAAAAAGAGAAGACACAGCAAAAGUAAUUAAGUAAAAUGAGUUAAAUGAAGCCUUAGACAUCUAACUGAAGGUAGCACAUGCUUUGUAUAUACAUGAAUGGGCUUUUUAUCUUGCAUUUUAACUAUGUUUUCACUGUCCUGGUUACUGCUAUGAGUUAGCUUACCUUGAGCAAGAACAGGCAAACUACAAAAGGAUGCUAGAGAUGGACUGAGGAAUUAGAUUAGCAUCACAGAAGAACUGUAUUAACAGCUGCUGGGAUGUGCUGACUUCAGCUGAAGACUAUGCCCCUUGGUGGUCCAGACAUCUCAGAAAAGGAAUACCAUCAUACUCACUUUAAGAGUUAUUGUGUGUGGAUAGGAUUCCAGCAAUACUUUAAUUAUCAUUCCAGUUACUCUGAAGUAAAGAUGGGCUCCUCAUGAGGCUCAGACAGUUAGGUUUCUACCUCUUGGAACCUAGUUCAAAACCGGACUUGGAGUCUAAUCCAAAGUCAAAUGGAGUCAGCAAAAGUCUUUCCAUUGACUCCUCCUAUUUGCUAAGAAUCACAGCUAUUAGAUCACAAGUUAAAACAGAGUGUGUUGAAAUAGUCUGUUACAAAACAGCAAAGUACCACUGGCAGCUUUUGCUCAUGAGAGAUAAGACUAGAACAGCAGUCCUUAUGGGAAAGUCCUAUUAAACUUUAAAUGGAUGAAACUAAUAUAGUUCUACAGAGAUGGAAAAAGAAAGCUCUAAAAGUCAUACUAAAAAACAUACUGGAUUUAAUAAUGUAUUUCCACAGGCUUUUUCUGAUCAUCCUGCAAAAUUUUAGAGCACUUAGACCCCUUUGUAUGGUCCAAAACACCUACAGAAAUACCAUUUUCUGUUACAUUGUCUCGGACAUUUUGUUAUUUGAAGACAGUAUAAUUAAAGCCAUUACAAUUAUGUAAAGCGGCCUUUGUUCAUGAACUAAAUUUAAAGAAGCAUUGUUAAACUAUGCAGGCAAAAUAACAGAACAUAUUUGUUACUGAGAAGAAAAGACCAAAUAAUUUGGAAACAUUCAGGCAGGUAUCAUUAAUUUAAAGUGUAUAAAUGUAUAUAAGCUAUAGUUACAAUAUUUUGUCAUAAACUGUGCAUUUGUAAUACAAAAUAAAAGAUUGCAUUUUGAAUGCA